CGACCCGGUCCCCGCCGGGGCAGCGGCUCGGAAGCCCCAGACCCCCGAGAGCCGGCCCGCCCCGCGCCAUGCCGGCCCCCGCGCUGCUGUGCGCGCUCUGCUGUGGCCUCCUGGCGCCGCCCGCGCCGGCUACUCGGGGGACGUGCAGCUGGAGGGGCAGCGGCCUGACCCAGGAGCCCGGCAGCGUGGGGCAGCUGGCCCUGGCCUGUGCGGAGGGCGCGAUCGAGUGGCUGUACCCGGCGGGGGCGCUGCGCCUGACCCUGGGCGGCCCCGACGCCGGCGCGCGGCCGGGCAUCGCCUGCCUGCGGCCGGCGCGGCCCUUCGCGGGCGCCCAGGUCUUCGCGGAGCGGGCGGGCGGGGCCCUGGAGCUGCUGCUGGCCGAGGGCCCAGGUCCGGCCGGGGGCCGCUGCGUGCGCUGGGGUCCCCGCGAGCGCCGGGCCCUCUUCCUGCAGGCCACGCCGCACCGGGACAUCAGCCGCCGCGUGGCCGCCUUCCGCUUUGAGGUGCGCGAGGACGGGCGUCCAGAGCUGCCUCCGCAGGCCCACGGUCUUGGUGUGGACGGUGCCUGCAGGCCCUGCAGUGACGCUGAGCUCCUCCUGGCUGCGUGUACGAGCGACUUUGUGAUUCACGGGACCAUCCAUGGGGUCACCCACGACACGGAGCUGCAGGAGUCGGUCAUCACUGUGCUAGCUGACCGUGUCCUGCGCCAGACUCUGCCCCUGUUCCAGGCGGGGGGCCCCGGGGGCCAGGGGCAGGCUUCCAUCCGCACCCCCCUGCGCUGUGGGGUCCGACCUGGCCCGGGCACCUUCCUCUUCAUGGGCUGGAGCCGCUUCGGCGAGGCCUGGCUGGGCUGUGCCCCCCGAUUCCAGGAGUUCAGCCGUGCCUACGCAGAUGCCCACGCGGCCCACCUCCACCCCUGUGAGGUGGCGCUGCACUGAGGGCUUGUGAGCUAGCUGCCAGCUGGACCGUCCUCUGGGGGUGGGGG
Molecule: messenger RNA, 985 nt
Organism: Microcebus murinus (gray mouse lemur)
Lineage: Eukaryota; Metazoa; Chordata; Mammalia; Primates; Cheirogaleidae
Gene: METRN
Product: meteorin, glial cell differentiation regulator
Biological process (GO): glial cell differentiation; positive regulation of axonogenesis
Molecular function (GO): hormone activity
Source: RefSeq, a predicted model, not a curated record